AUGAUUUGUUGUAGAUCUAACCCAUAUCGUCUUCCUCCGAUUUGCUUCUCUCUUAUUGUUUCAUAUCUGACCCAACGUCGUCCUCAUCCUUACUCUUUACGAACAUAUCUGAGUCCCACUACCGUCACAAGGAUGGUGCAGUACAGCUACACCCAACCGUCGAGUAGUUCCCACAGGAGUGUGAGUUCAACUGCUCGGCGUCGAGCAGUUAGAAGUAAAGGAUUUCCCGACCUUUGUUACUGCGGUUUGGUCGGUUUUGAAAACAUCCACUACACCCGAUAA
This is a messenger RNA of Arabis nemorensis, 282 nucleotides long. Lineage: Eukaryota; Viridiplantae; Streptophyta; Magnoliopsida; Brassicales; Brassicaceae. The record is from the annotation of a GenBank genome assembly.